AUGGCAACUCGCAAAAAAAUAUUAAUGUUGAGAAAAAGGUUAAACAACAACAACAAUUAUGAUAAUAAUGACGACUUGAACAAUGUCUUUAAUGAUAAUGAGGAUUUUAGUAAUAAUAAUAAAUUUUAUGGUAUAUGUGAAAAUGGUGGUGAUAUUGAUAGCAGUGAAAAUGAAACCAAUGAUAGAAAAAUGGUAACAACAAAUAUGGAAAUAGAUGAAAUCAAAAUUUUGAGAGAAUCUUCUUUACAUAAUAAUAAUCAGGAUAAUAAUAAUAGCAUUGAUAGUAAUAAAUACAAUAGUAAAAUUAAUAGUAAGAAAUAUGAUGGAUAUGAUAGAAAUCAGUAUUGGAAUUAUAAUGAAUAUUAUUUUUCUCAUGAUUUUGGAAUUUUUUCAGAUAAUGUUGAUGUAAAAAGGCCAGCAUUACCGAAGCAAAAUAAACCAACGAGUCAACAAACACCUUUACAUCAUCAACGUCAACAUCAACUUCAAGAAUCAACAAAAAUCAAACCACCAUCAACAGCAAUGCCAAUAUCAUCAAAAUCACAAAAAUCAUCAAAUGUUAUGCCUUAUAUUAUUAAUAAAGAUGAUUUGGCAUUCCGAAAUAAUGAAAUUGAUUCAAAGGGAAACUUGAAAAGGAAUAAAAGCUAUCCAUUAGAGAGACUAUAG
Molecule: messenger RNA, 666 nt
Organism: Entrophospora candida
Lineage: Eukaryota; Fungi; Glomeromycota; Glomeromycetes; Entrophosporales; Entrophosporaceae
Source: the annotation of a GenBank genome assembly